This is a messenger RNA of Musca vetustissima, 516 nucleotides long. RefSeq names its product forkhead box protein O-like. The transcript has 2 exons. Lineage: Eukaryota; Metazoa; Arthropoda; Insecta; Diptera; Muscidae. Gene Ontology annotation, cellular component: nucleus. Gene Ontology annotation, molecular function: DNA-binding transcription factor activity, RNA polymerase II-specific; RNA polymerase II cis-regulatory region sequence-specific DNA binding. The record is from RefSeq and is a predicted model, not a curated record. Gene Ontology annotation, biological process: regulation of transcription by RNA polymerase II. Bases 43 to 516 code for a protein of 157 amino acids.
AGCACAAACCUGCAACUAUUAAACGAUCCAUACGCCAAUAUAAUGGACGGCUUUGCCCAUGAAUGGACAACGCCACCACGCACCGAUACCAGUGGUCUGCAUAUGGAUUUGGUGGCGGAAUUACAUGAAAGUGGCUUUGAGCCACAGACCAGAGCCCGUUCGAAUACCUGGCCCUGCCCAAGACCAGAAAAUUUUGUAGAGCCACCCGAUGAGUUGGAGAGUACAAAGGCCAGUAAUCAACAAUUGGCUGGAGGAGACUCACAACAAACCAAUGUUCCUAGUGUGAAUGCCGCCAAAAAGAAUUCAUCACGCCGCAAUGCCUGGGGCAAUCUCUCAUAUGCUGAUCUGAUAACGCACGCCAUUGGCUCGGCCAGUGAAAAACGUUUGACGCUAAGUCAAAUCUAUGAAUGGAUGGUGCACAAUGUUCCAUAUUUUAAGGAUAAAGGUGAUUCGACAAGUAGUGCGGGCUGGAAGGUAAGUUCGAUCAGAUUUUUUUCACUAUUUAUUAGAAAUUAA